Messenger RNA from Acanthochromis polyacanthus (spiny chromis), 1906 nucleotides. RefSeq lists its product as uncharacterized. NCBI's taxonomy places the organism in Eukaryota, Metazoa, Chordata, Actinopteri, Pomacentridae. The record is from RefSeq and is a predicted model, not a curated record.
AUGGGCUCACUCCAGCCAGCUGUCCUGCCACCCAGGGGAGACCAGGACGCUGGCGGUUCUUCGCCGGAGAUUUUGGUGGCCUUCUAUGAUCAGAGAUUGUCGCAGAUACAGCGCAGCCUCCGUCGGUGUGCCCGCACCUGGCGACAGACCCGCGCCGCCCUCCUCCGGGCAUCUCGCCGCACCCAGCACCAAGCCAACCAGCGGCGGUCCAAGGCGCCGAUCUACGCCCCUGGACAACUGGUUAAACCGGUUCAGGAAAGCCCGCUGGCCCCUCCCGUUCCACCCCCUCCACCCCCCCGGCUCCUGGAUGGUGACCCCAUUUACACAGUCUCUCGACUAUUGGAUGUCCGUCGCCAGGGUAGGGGCCUACAAUAUCUGAUGGACUGGGAGGGUUAUGGCCCGGAGCAGCGAACUUGGGUCCCCAGCAGCCGCAUUCUGGACCCCUCCCUCAUCCGACAGUUUCACCGAGAGCACCCUGAUCGAAUCCAUGGGGCGCCAGGAGUAUUUUUGACCUUUAACUCACACAUAAAGCAAGUCUGUAGGACUUCCUUUUUUCACCUGCAAAAUAUUGUAAAAAUCAGGAACAUCCUGUCUCAGAGUGAUGCAGAAAAAUUAGUUCAUGCUUUUGUUACUUCCAGGCUUGACUUUUGCAAUUCCUUAUUAUCGGGUUGUCCAAAUAGCUCUCUUAAACAUCUACAGUUGAUCCAAAACGCUGCUGCGAGAGUACUGACAGGAGUUAGCAAAAGAGAUCAUAUUUCCCCUAUACUUGCUUCUCUUCACUGGCUUCCUGUUAAAUUCAGAAUUGAAUUUAAAAUCCUUCUUCUGACAUAUAAAGCUCUUACUAACCAAUCUCCAUCAUAUCUUAAAGAUCUGUUAGUACCAUAUUAUCCUAGUAGAACUCUUCGCUCUCAAACUGCAGGCUUACUUGUUGUUCCAAGAAUUUCUAAAAAGAAUGCCUUCAGUUAUCAGGGGCCUCUCUUGUGGAACCUGCUCCCAGUUUUGGUUCGGGAGGCAGAUACCCUCUCUAUUUUUAAGACCAGGCUUAAAACUUUCCUUUUUAACAAAUCUUAUAGUUAGGGCUGACUGGGUUACCCAGAGGGGUUCGGCCUGUGUCUUCGUUUCCACAGCUGACUCCCUCUUGGACGUCCCUUCGUUCUGCCCCUAGUCAUGCUGCUAUAGGCCUAGGCUGCUGGGGGACUUCUCUUGACGCACUGAGCCCUUCUCUAUCUACCUUUACAUUUAAUAUGUAUACCGUUAUUGCAGUACAUUCACUCUGUUUCUCCCUGUGCUAUUUCUCCGAGUGUCCCUGGUCCCAGAACUGGAUGCUUCAGAUCUGCGGUUGAUGUUCCACCAACUGGUCCAGUCUCCACCAUGUCCACGGUGGGAUGCUGCUGCUGACCUUCCUCCAGCCCUCCGCUUCCAACUCCCCUUUUCCACCAGUCAACUCUGCAUCGCCUUCACUAUACUUGUUAUGCUAACUUACAUACUGUUUGAAUUUUACUGCUAGCUAUAUACGGAGUAUGUUUAAUGUCAGAACCAUACAUCAUAAGAGCAAACUAUGAGUCAGUUUUCAAUGUUAGCUUAUACUUUGUUUGUGUCUCAUAUCCUGUCAUACAUGUAUCCAAAUGUGUGUUGUGUUUUCCUUGCUUUCCCACCCGUCCCUCUUCUCCCAUCCCUCCCCCUUGCCCUCCUCUGUCCUUCUCAACCCGCCCGGCCAGCAGGCAGAUGGGUCCCCCCUAUAUAGAGCCAGGUUCUGCUCGAGGUUUCUUCCCUGUUAAAAGGGUGUUUUCCUUGCCACUGUCGCCUUUGGGCUUGCUCUGGGGGUCAGGCAUAUGGGUUCUGUAAAGCGUCUUGAGACAAUUUGACUGUAAUUGAUGCUAUAUAAAUAAAAUUGAAUUGAAUUGAA